This is a messenger RNA of Paramecium tetraurelia, 3186 nucleotides long. RefSeq lists its product as uncharacterized. The transcript has 7 exons. The record is from RefSeq and is a predicted model, not a curated record. Gene Ontology annotation, biological process: signal transduction. Gene Ontology annotation, molecular function: 3',5'-cyclic-nucleotide phosphodiesterase activity. Lineage: Eukaryota; Ciliophora; Oligohymenophorea; Peniculida; Parameciidae.
AUGGAUCCAUAAUUGAGUCACUACACUUAAUUCUUCAUUGUAGUUACUAAUCUCUGCAAGACUAAUCAAAUCACUCCCGAACAGAAGUCCUUACUGAAAAGUAAUCUCACUCGUAAGGAUGAGAAAAUUUGUCGAUUGUUGAUAUAAAAUAGCGGUCCUGGGAAAGAGAUGUUAUUGAGAGAAGCCUUGCUGGAUUACUUGGCUGCACAAAACAAACAAAUCUAGCGAAGGAGAUCUCAUAAAUCAAAGACAGUUCAUUUCAUGAAAGACGUAGCAGAGCAGGAAAAGCAACCAGAGGUGGUCCCUCAGUAGGAAUCACCAGCCUAACCACUGGCGAGUGCUGCGGCUGUCAUGAUUGAACAACUAACAGGAGUUUUACAUAAACAUAUUGAUAAACAUAGCUUACUUGUACCAGAGGAUAAGGAGAAGCUGAUAUAACUGUGCACCUUAAUUUAAAAACUCACAUCUGAGUAGGUUGACUUAGAUGGAAUAAGUCCAUUUAGGGCCAGAUACUCUUCGGAAAAUAGCAAAUUAGCUGAAAUUAGCGAGAAGGAUUUGGAUUCUAGCGAUGAGGAUGUCUAUGAGAAAAUGGUAAAGGGAAUAGACGACAUCUAUAAAGAGUUGAAGAGUAUUUUCACUGGAAAUUUGCAUACCCAUUUACUACUCAUGUAAGAGGACAUUUCCUAUGAGAAUUUGUAUUAAGUCUUAAAAUUUUUACUUAAAAUCCUUGUUGAUGCGGAUGAAUUCACCUUCUUUAUUCAUCGGGAUAAAGAAUGGGAAGUUUAUUCGUCCUCCAAUGAUUCCAUCAAAGAUGUAACACCUGAAGAAGCUCAGAAAGUAACAGAUGAACUGGCCUAUAUCCGUCCAUUCUGUAUUCACAGGAUAGAUCCAAAACAAAGACAAUAUCCUUAAAUUGAAGACACUUGCAAAACAAAUGCCUAUUCACAAACUUCCAUUGUGAAGUUUUAAUUGUAAUUGAAGAAUUACGAGGUUCUCUUCUGUCUCCACUGGACUGACAAAGACAAAAAGAAUAUCAAGAGAAAGUUUAUCAAUUAUGCCAAUAUGUAUGGAUUCAAUAAGGACGUGACACAUCUGGCACAAUUUUUGGUUGAAACCAUCAUUACAGCCAAAGUCCAAUUCUUUAAUCCACUUAGAUUUGCUGACUAAGUUCAAGAUAUCGGAAUUAGUUUCAUGCGUAUAUCCAGGUUUUUGUUGGUCGAAGGGAUUAAGAAAGUUCUCAGCAUUAAAUUUGAAGUUGAGAAGGAACAGACUUUCUCUACUGAUGAGAACAUGAAGAGGUAGAAGGAGUCUUAGUGUGUAAAAAUAGAGCUUAAGGAUUCAAACCCAGUCACUCUAAGGAUAAAAGAUAUGGAUUUGAAAAAUGAUUAGGAUCAACACUUGUAUUAAGUGAUUAUUCAAAUCCAAGAGAAAUAUGAUGGUUAUGUGAAGUUGUGUUAUGAGAAGUCAGCCUUCUACAAAUAUUUCUUACGUACAACAGAUUCAUUGUUAUUUGAUUUUAAUAAGCAGGGAGAAUUGAUAUUUUUGAGUCGACCGAUUUCUAAAUCAUUAAAGGAGAGAUUUAAUAUCAACUUUGAUCCCAAAGCUAUUUUGUAUAACAAGAUAUCUUACUAAGACAUCUUUGCUUAGAAUAGUAUCAUAUCGAAUAUUGAGGUGAAUAUUCAAAAUAUCCAUGAAAAUAGAAGAAAUCAAUAUUUAAGUAAUUUAGAGAACCCUUAAUUUGAAAUUUUCCUGAAGGUCGUUGACAAUGAUUUUAAGGGAUUCACUGUGAUUUUCCAUGAGAAUGAAGCAAGAAGAUUGAAAUAGUAUUUUAUGGCAUUGAAAAUUGACAACAUGACAAAUGAUGUAUAAAAAGAGGCUGAAGCCAAUAAAUCAUUGGAGGAGGAUAUUUAGAAACAAAUAUUGAUACAAUACAACAAACAUUAGACUUUUAAGUUUUUAAAUCAAUUGGAUGAAACUCAAGAUGUAGCCAAUUCAAUGAUUGCACUGUUCAUUCCAGAAAAUGAAUUAUCUUAGAUUAGACAUCGUAAGACAGAUGGUCGAAGUCCAGAGUAGCAUAGCAAAGAUUUAUAGAAUGAUUAAUGGGUUGCACCACCAUAAAAGAAAAAGAAAAUAGGGUCGAGUGUUUACAUUAAAUACUAACAAUAAUUGGAAGCUGUGGAUGCCAAUCUAUUUAAAGUGAAUAAUAGUGAUUCUUAAUUGGAUUUAUUUGAAUUCAAUAUCCUGGUGUUGGAUUCAUCACAAGAAAAGCAUAGAUUAGUUUAUAGUAUUUUAGAAAGGAAUGGUUUCAUAUCCUAAUACAAUUUAAAUAAGCAAUGUUUGGCUCAGUUCUUGAGUGUGUUGUAGAAGAAGUACAACAAACGAAACAAUUCAUUUCAUAAUUACGACCAUGGAAUAUCUGUGAUGUAAAGUGCUCACUUUAUGUUGUAAUGUGGAAAAGCCAAGCAAUUAAUUGAUGAUUUCAGGAGAAUGUCCACCAUAAUAUCAGGUUUAUGUCAUGAUGUAUCACACACUGGCAGAACCAAUAUUUUCAUGAUCAAUAGCCAGUCCAAAUUAGCCACUCGCUAUCAUGAUUCUAGUCCUCUAGAAUAGCAUCAUGCUGCAUCUACUAUUUUUAUGUUAAAAGAUCCUUCCCUCAAUUUUCUGAAUUCCUUAUCAAAAGAACAAACCCAAUAAUUCAGACGAGUUCUCAUAGAUAACAUCCUAUAUACAGACAUUAAGGUUCACUUCACGUUGUUGAAGGAUUUUGAAAGCAGGAUCAAGGAUGAAGUAACAAAACCAUUUGGUACUGGAGAUGAUGAUCUGAAAUUAUUAACAGGGAUGAUCAUUCAUACAGCAGACUUUAAUGGAGGAGCCAAGGUCUUUGAGAUUUCCAGAAUUUGGUCAGAGAGAGUUAAUAAAGAAUUCGGUGCCUAAUACGAUGAGGAGGGUAGAUUGGGCAUUCCAUAAACACCAUUCUUGAAAGACCUUGACAAAUUGCAUGUUAUGGCUAAAUCUGAAAUGGGAUUCUUUAAAGUGAUCGUCAGACCUUUAUGGUUCACUUUAAACACCUUCUUUGAUGGAUACCUCUAGCAAAGCAUCACCAAUCUUGAUAACACCAUCAUUAGUUGGGAAAAAAUCUAUCAUGCUAAUCUUCCCAAGGAGGAGAGACAACAAUAAUAAUCAUGA